AUGCGCACUCCAUUUUGGCCAACACGAAAUCGGGAGAGUUGCGCUACUAUAUAUAUAGUGGUUUUACGUUGAUUGCAAUGGCAGGUACGAAGCAGAUCGCUCGCAAAUCGACAGGAGGAAAAGCUCCUCGCAAACAGCUCCCUACUAAAGCAACGAGGAAGAGCGCUCGAGCUAUCAAUGGCGUGAAGAAGCCUUAUCGUUAUAGGCCCGAGUCAUUAAAUGUAGAUGAAAUAAUUAUUGAUUUUGUGUGUAAAAAUCAUUGCUUAUAUGAUAAGCGUGAUGUGGAUUUCAAAAAUAUUAACAAAAAAAAAGAACUAUGGAAAAAAAUUUCUGAAAUGUUGAAAACCUUGUAUGAUGUAAAUAUGUCAGCUAGAGCAAUUGAAAAACGGUGGUCGUCUUUAAGAGAUAUGUUUAGCAGAGAAAAUAGGCGACAAAAAUCACCGCUAUCUGAUUCUGGAUAUAAAUCUACAAAAGAAUGGCAGUUAUAUAGAAAUAUGUUAUUUUUAAUUCCUCACAUAAUUCACAGAAGAACAAAAACAUCAUUUGCUCAACAGAACCAAUCAUUGCACUCACAAAGUCCACACACGUUAUUCGAAACAAAUACAACAAAUGUUAAGCCGUUAAAAAAAUUCAAGCAAUCUUCUAAUUUUAUUAAUUCUCAACCGUUAUAUGAUCACAGCUAUAAUGAACCUAUUCAAUUAAUAGACAAAGAUAACGAAUUAUCAUUAAAUAUUGAAGAAACAGUUAUGUCAAGUAAUAGCGAGAUCUUAAAUAGACCUGCUAGUACACUUUCUAACUGUAGUAGUACUAACAGCACCAUAUUUUUGGAGCCAAGUAAGAAUUCCAAUCCAGUAAACUUCAAAAAUCCACAGACAUUGAAACACGAUCAAAUUGAUCGUAACUUGGCAGACGCAAGUAAAGAAAGAUCUGCGCAAAUGAAAACAGUAUCAUCUCAAAUAUAUAAUAAAAAAUGUAAAGAUGGUUACAUGUUAGCCAUCGAAGAAGGAUUGAAGUACAUUCCUUCUACAAAUAAAACGCAAUGUCUAAUAGAAGUUCUUCAAAUUAUUAAAAAAUAUGAAGAAAGACAAUAAAUAGACAGGCUGUCUACUCUCUCUCUAGCGAAAAUGAAUAUUCGGAGCAUAAGUCGAAUGUAAGGAAGGAGUAACAGAAGCAUAAACGAAGCGUUAAAAGCUUCGUUUACGCUUCGGCGUUUCAAUUUACGCUUCUUAGGAGUUUCGUUUAUGCUUCUGUUACUCUUUCCUUACACUUCCUUCGACUUAUGCUCCGAAUAUUUAUUUUCGCUAGGAAAUCAGAGACUGGCCAUCAGAUAGAGCCCGGUAAAAAAUUUUUCAUAUAUAAUUAGACAAAAUUGAUUAUAUCUAGUUAUACAAACUUAUAUAUC
Messenger RNA from Camponotus floridanus (Florida carpenter ant), 1402 nucleotides. RefSeq lists its product as uncharacterized. Gene Ontology annotation, molecular function: structural constituent of chromatin; DNA binding; protein heterodimerization activity. Gene Ontology annotation, biological process: regulation of transcription by RNA polymerase II. The coding region runs from base 78 to 1091 and encodes 337 amino acids. NCBI's taxonomy places the organism in Eukaryota, Metazoa, Arthropoda, Insecta, Hymenoptera, Formicidae. The transcript is spliced from 5 exons. Gene Ontology annotation, cellular component: nucleus; nucleosome; transcription regulator complex. The record is from RefSeq and is a predicted model, not a curated record.